UCGUUGAUUUUUAAUAUUCAUUUUAUGUAUGCAAUAAUAAUUUUAUAAAAUAAGAAUUGCAUUUUGGUGGAAAAAGUUUAAGUGAUUGUUUUUCUUUCUAUUUUAUAUUACAUUUGUUACAACUAGCAUAAAAAUAAACCAUGAACAAUGCUAGAUACAGUCAAAUAAUGAAAUUAGCUACAGUAGCAAAAGCUACUUUUAAAAUUGAGAGACCAUUCAAGUUACAUAAAUUAGAAAAAUGUCCAGCAUCCAUGGUAACCUUGACUUCAGAAGAAGCUAUCAAAAUUUACGAAAAGUUAGUGAUGUUACGACGAAUAGAGAAUGCGGCAAAUACAAUGUAUAAAGAGAAACUAAUCCGAGGCUUUUGCCAUUUGUAUACAGGUCAAGAGGCAGUAGCUGUGGGUAUACAUUCAAUGCUUCGGAAAGUAGACACAGUGGUGACGUCAUAUCGCUGUCACGGCUGGGCUCAGCUGAUGAGCGACGACAUGUUCGGCGUGCUCGCGGAGAUCGCCGGCUCUAAAUCCGGGCGUUCGCGGGGCAAAGGUGGCUCCAUGCACAUAUACGCUAAGAACUUUUAUGGUGGGAACGCUAUCGUUGGCUCUCAGAUUGCGUUGGGAGCUGGUAUUGCUUUCGCGCACAAGUAUCGCAACGAUGGUGGCGUUUGCUUUGCCGUGUAUGGCGACGGCGCGGCUAACCAGGGCCAGGCGUUUGAAGCGUACAAUAUAGCCAAACUUUGGGAUCUGCCUUGUGUGUUUGUUUGUGAAAAUAAUACAUACGGAAUGGGCACGAGCAUUAAGCGAUCGUCAGCCAGCACAGAAUUUUAUAAGCGUGGCAAUUACAUCCCCGGAAUUUGGGUGGAUGGAAUGGAUGUUUUAGCAAGUAGAGAAGCUGCUCGUUAUUCUAUCGAACAUUGUACCAGUGGUAAAGGUCCAUUAAUUAUUGAGAUGGAAACCUACCGGUAUACUGGACACUCUAUGUCCGAUCCUGGAACAUCUUAUCGGACGAGGGAAGAAGUAAAACAAAUGCGAGAGAAAAGGGAUCCUAUUAAAAUGUUUAGAGAGAAAGUUACAAGCACUGGGCUGGUCACCGCAGAGAAACUUAAGGAAAUCGCUAGUCGUAUUCGCGAAGAAAUUAUCGAAGCAAUAGAGAGGACAAAAUUAGAAAAAGAAAGCAUUCCGGAAGAUGUUGCCGCAGAUAUUUAUCAAAAAAAUCUUCAUCCAUUUAUAAGGGGUAUAAGACCUGACACGCCUUUGGAACACGUAAAUUUUUAUAAAGGGGAAAAUGUUUUUAUUCCAUUGGAAAAUAAAACGAAAGAGAUUUAAGUUUCGUACUAUCGAAAUUGCGUGUAUUUAGGGAAUAAAAUUCGAUAUUUCUUUAAAGAGUUGUAUAAAUUACAAAGAGGGAUUCUUUUAGAGAUUUGUGGUAAGUUUUUAGA
Molecule: messenger RNA, 1435 nt
Organism: Papilio polytes (common Mormon)
Lineage: Eukaryota; Metazoa; Arthropoda; Insecta; Lepidoptera; Papilionidae
Product: probable pyruvate dehydrogenase E1 component subunit alpha, mitochondrial
Exons: 7
Coding region: 141-1322 (393 amino acids)
Biological process (GO): pyruvate decarboxylation to acetyl-CoA
Cellular component (GO): intracellular membrane-bounded organelle
Molecular function (GO): pyruvate dehydrogenase (acetyl-transferring) activity
Source: RefSeq, a predicted model, not a curated record